Messenger RNA from Microtus oregoni (creeping vole), 791 nucleotides. RefSeq names its product protein FAM32A-like. Lineage: Eukaryota; Metazoa; Chordata; Mammalia; Rodentia; Cricetidae. Bases 316 to 654 code for a protein of 112 amino acids. Gene Ontology annotation, cellular component: nucleolus. The record is from RefSeq and is a predicted model, not a curated record. The transcript has a single exon.
GGCAGGGAGGGGAGCAGAGAAAAGAGUAGAGCUCAAAAAAUGUCAAUAAAAAAUUAAAAUAAAAAGCAUUAAUCUUCUGGGGGGUAGUGGAAUGCUAAGGGCUAAACCCAGGACCUCAUGAAAGAAAGAAAGAAAGAAAGAAAGAAAGAAAGAAAGAAAGACCUUCAAUGUUCAGUGCCUAUAUACUCAAUAUUCUGUAUCCAGCCAGGAAGUGGAUUUUCCUUUUAUUAAUAUGUUGUGCCAUCUUUGUCUCUUUGAAUUAAUUUUGGCUUUAAGUUAAUUCCAUCCGGGUUUCGCGCGCAGCGGGCGAACCCCAUGGAGUCGUAUGAGCAGGUCCAGAAGGGCCCCCUGAAGCUGAAAGGCGUCGCGGAGCUGGGCGUGACGAAGCGGAAGAAGAAGAAAAAGGACAAAGACAAGGCCAAGCUGCUGGAGGCCGUGGGGACGAGUAAGAAGAGCGAGGAGGAGAAGAGGCACUGCCUGGACAAGCACACGCCGGCGCAGGCGGCCUUUGAGAAGAUGCAGGAGAAACGGCAAAUGGAAAGAAUCCUGAAGAAGGCGUCCAAAACCCAUAAGCAGAGAGUGGAGGACUUCAACCGACACCUGGACACACUCACCGAGCACUAUGACAUUCCUAAAGUCAGCUGGACCAAGUAACUUGCCCCGGUGCAAAAGACAGGUCAGGCUGGCUGUUUUGCUCACCUCGGUGUUUUCUAGAAUGCCCUACACCUGCCUGGUACAUCUGCUGAAACCAGACUUUUCUGAAACUUGAUUAAAGUCAGGCUGUCCUUUCA